GAAGACUAAGUAUACAUAUUUACUGAAUACCUGUCUCUACAUAAGCCGGACACUGUACAUCUAUAAUCGAUUUAUCAAGCCUUUUCUUUUCCAAGCCACCCUCGUGCAAGGUGUUCUCUUACAUGCAAAUCUGAAAAUAGAAAGUGCAAAAUGAGAUUUUGGACGACCACCAUUGUCACUCUCCUGUUCACAGGAAUUGCAGGGGCUACUGGUAUUGGACCCUGUUAUAACCACGCAGACCCUGAUCAUGAUAUCGGCAAUUACUGCUAUUGUCAAGGAAAUGGUGUGUCCCUUACAUCUCUGACUCUUUAUAUUACCAUCCCUGAAAAACUGAAAUUAACUGAUCUAUUUUUUAUAUAUCAGGUGUCUGUUACUUCGAGGGCAAACAUAACUCAUGCGACCCCCUUGGGAUUGCUAUCCCUGGUGGGUGUCCAUGACAAUGAUAGGAAAUGGGUUUCACAUGGGAAAGGAGGGAUGAGUUGUAAGGGUAGAUUGUAUUUCACGACUGUGCCUCCUUAGGGAUAGAGUGAAGUCUAAUUGGAGUAUUCUAUAUUUUAACUCCCUUUCGGAUUCUGAAUCAUUGCAGUAAACUUCUCCCUCAAGUAGCAUUAUUCAUUCCUGCUGAUGAGAGCUCUAAGUCGUCG
Aspergillus alliaceus is the source of this 644-nucleotide messenger RNA. RefSeq lists its product as uncharacterized. The record is from RefSeq and is a predicted model, not a curated record. The transcript is spliced from 2 exons. Lineage: Eukaryota; Fungi; Ascomycota; Eurotiomycetes; Eurotiales; Aspergillaceae. The coding region runs from base 151 to 519 and encodes 122 amino acids.